Arachis stenosperma is the source of this 1119-nucleotide messenger RNA. RefSeq lists its product as uncharacterized. NCBI's taxonomy places the organism in Eukaryota, Viridiplantae, Streptophyta, Magnoliopsida, Fabales, Fabaceae. The coding region runs from base 1 to 1119 and encodes 372 amino acids. The transcript is spliced from 2 exons. The record is from RefSeq and is a predicted model, not a curated record.
AUGAGUUUGUCAGAUUUGAAGAACAGCAUCUUGGAGAAGCUUGGCGUGUUGGGUAGCAAGUGGGUGAAUAAACUAUUCUACAAGAUUCUCAUGGCGGUUGUCUCGACUGGUGUUCAGUAUGAAACCUUUGCGGUUAAGGCUGAUGAAGAUAUUAGGGUUUUGUUCUACUGUGUAAGGAGUUUUUCGGAGAUCAGAAUCCAUGAGUUGUUCGCAAAGUUGGAGGUUGGUGUCGAUAGUUCUGGGGCAUCCGCUCCAGUUCCUAGCCCAACUGCCGCGGGUGGUGCAUCUAGUUCGAUGCCUGCGGUCAAACCGUAUCUUCCGCCGGUUCAAUCACCUUCGUUUGCGGCUGAUUUAGACCGAACAGAGGUUGUUGGUUCUGUACCUUUGGAGAAUGCAGUAGUCAUUGAGCCUCCGCACGUUGUGGGCACCGGUGGUGGCCUGGUACCUUAUAUCGAAGACUUUGGUGGACCUGAUCAAGUAGAGAAUGCAAUGCGUGACGAUGAGUCUGACCAGGAGCCUGUUGAUAUCGUUGGUGACAGCGACGAUGACACAGGUGGCGAUCCACAUGCGCAGCAUCGGCCUUCAUGUUCUAAUUCUCAUCAAUACCCUCCACACUUCUCCACACUAAACAUGGAUGCUCUUGAAUUUCAGAUUGGGCAAUCAUUCCAGAGUAAAGAUGAAGCUGUGCUGAGUGUCAAGGACUAUAGCAUACGGCGAGGUGUUGAGUACAGAGUCAUCGAAUCAGAUCAUUUGAAGUAUCAGGGAAAAUGCAAGGAAUUCGGCAAGGGUUGUAGUUGGUUGAUUCGUGUAGCGCUUCUUGCACGAAAGGGCACUUGGGAGGUUAGGAGGUACAACGGGCCACACACAUGCCUCACAACUUCUAUUUCAAGUGAUCACCGUCAGCUGGAUUACCACGUUAUCUGUGCGAGGAUUCUUCCUAUGGUUAGGGUAGAUGCUGCGGUUACGGUAAAGGUACUUCAACAAGCGACAGAAGCCGAUUACGGUUUCAGGCCUAGUUACAGGAAGGUUUGGAUGGCUAAGCAGAAGGCAGUGGCACAAAUAUAUGGAGAUUGGGAAGAGUCUUACGUGGAGUUGCCACGUUGGAUGCUAGGGGUCUAG